Dentiscutata heterogama is the source of this 1509-nucleotide messenger RNA. Lineage: Eukaryota; Fungi; Glomeromycota; Glomeromycetes; Diversisporales; Gigasporaceae. The record is from the annotation of a GenBank genome assembly.
AUGACAAAAAAGUCAAAAAUCUACGCGAUUGGUUAUAAUGCUUUUAGACAAACUCACCCUGAAAGUCAGGAUGCAAUCAUCAGUUUACCGAUCGAUAUAACGGAGUUCGCAGACAAGAUAAUUUGGGCCAAUAUGAACGUAACUUUGGGCGAAAAGUAUAUAAAAAAUGAGAAUGAUUCAACAGUAUUGUUAACAUGGGGUUUUGACUCUGUAGAGAAUAAAAUAAUUUCUCCGACUCGUAAAUCUUUGCAAAGAAUAAAAAAAUGUUUUGGUAAUGACAAUGGCAUCCGAGGUUUUCUUGAUAUUGAUGGAAAUGUUCACUUCGAAAGUGAACAUUCGGGAAUGUAUGAAAUUAGUAAUUUUCAUGCAAAAAUUGUUGAUGUCUCGCAAUUUUGGACCGGUAAUACUGUAAUUGUGGUAACAGUGGAUGGAAAACUGUACAAUUGGAAUAUUGAACAGGCCUCUUCGGAAAAGAUUACACUAGUUGAUGAUACGAUCGACCAAUUUUUUACAACAGUAGUAUGUGGAGAGAAUCAUUGUUUGGCAUUGACUCAAACAGGACAAGUAUUUAGUUGGGGAUCUGGAAGAUACGGACAAUUAGGCCAUGGAGACACAAAAUCUUUGGAUAAGCCUAAAGUAAUUGAAUUUUUUUUGGGCUUGAGAGUAACUCAGAUCGCUUGUGGUGGAUGGCAUUCAGCAGUGAUUACUGAUUCAGGAGAUUUAUAUACUUUUGGAUGGAAUCAUUUGGGAAGACUGGGUAUUCCUCCUCCUGAUGAAGAUGAUCACACGCAACCUUCAAUUAAUUAUGCUGAACCUACAUUGAUAGAACUUGAUGAAGAAAAAGAUCUGGGACCUAAUGUGAUAAAGGUUUCCUGUGGAAGCGCUCAUACUGCCAUCGUUACAGAUGAUUAUCGACUUUGGACUUGUGGAUGGGGUAAAUAUGGACAACAGGGUCAAGGACCAGAUAAACUAUCUGAUAAUCUUACCUUCAUUCCUAAUAUAUUUUUUGAGUCUCGGAAGAGGAAAGGCGGUUUCACACGAAGGGUUGAAGUUACUCGUGAUAACACUAGUGUUCCUAAUAACAAUCCUAAUAAUUUUUGCGAGGAUGAAACAACGGAACAGUGGAAUAGUGGUUCGUUGUCUUGCAAUAUUUCCACUGGUGGCGAAGAGAUUGCAUCUGUCAAUAAGGAAGUUCCACCGCAAUGUUCAACUAGGAAUAUCGAUGUUAUUCCACCUUCUAAUGAUGUGAAUCCUUUAACGCCUGUAAUGACAGAAAUGCCAACGACUAGCUCGGAUAUAAAGUAUCGAUCUUCAUCGUGCUCGACAACUCCUGAAUUAGUCUUUUUCUUCAUCCAUCCAACUUACACCACUUCCGGUCCGCAGAACUGUAUUACCUUCCCCUUCAGCUCUACCACCACUUUCUCAAAUUAUUCAGUAACAAUAAUUUACGUAUCCACGAGUGUUGACAGAGUUGUUCCAUGCAGCGAUCUUUUAAUUAAAAAAUUUUAA